Molecule: messenger RNA, 3071 nt
Organism: Ruditapes philippinarum (Manila clam)
Lineage: Eukaryota; Metazoa; Mollusca; Bivalvia; Venerida; Veneridae
Exons: 2
Coding region: 260-958 (232 amino acids)
Molecular function (GO): N-acetyltransferase activity
Source: RefSeq, a predicted model, not a curated record
AUACAAUAGAGUUUUACACUUAUCUAUUCAUUACUGAAGAUUAUGUAAUGAAAGCCAUUUUGCAGUUUAUACAUGAUGUGCAUGAGUGAGCAAUGUCGGUGUCAUCUUUCCAGAAUAUAUUCAUAUGUAAACUUUUGCACAGAUGUCUGUUUUGUGCAUUUUAAACAUUGUAACAUUAGUCGAGUUUGGUGACGACUAUUAAGAAGGAUUUGAGAACGAAGUAAUAAUUUACUAAGUAAUAAUUUACUGACUGGAGAAAAUGUGUGAUUCUGACAGGCUUGUAUUAAAUGAUACAACAAAGACGCUAGACAAUAUCAAAGAGGAUUAUGAGACAAAUGAUGAACGCCUUGAAAUUAUUACAAGCGAUCGUUAUGACGACAUUUAUGAUGUCAUUGAAAAUCAUUUUAUUCCAGAUGAAUCUUUAUGUAGGGCGUUCGGUGUAAAGUGGCAUGAGGAUUUCAGAAAAAUAAUACACGGUUUUCUCGUUCAAAAUAUGUCUGUAGGCUUAUUUGCAAGAGAUACAAAUGAAUUAAAGGGGGUGAAGAUUAUUGGUGUGAUGAAGAAAAGUGACCCAACCGACAACGUCACAAACAUUUCUUACGAGCCAUUACGGGAAAUUUUCAUUUUUCUAACAGACCAAGCGUCCGGUUUGAAUUUCUUUGAAAGAUACAAAUGCAACAAAGCUGCAUAUUUCUUUGCAAUAUGUGUGAAGCGAAAUCACCGACGUCAAGGGAUUGCAGGACGUCUUACAGCUGCCGCUGUAGCAAUGUGUAAGGAGCUUGGUUUUGAAGCACUUUAUAUAGAAGGAACGUCAAAUUACACCCAUAGGAUUUGCGAAAAGCAAAACUUUGAAAAGUUGCAUACAUUGCCGUAUAGCAAUUACAUUUACAAUGGACAACCUAUCAUAAAUGGUACAGGGGAGCACAUCAUGACUAUCAUUUAUGGCUUGAAAUUCUAAUUAUGUCAAUAAAUUUGUCACAGAAUACAAGUGGUUUUGUAAAAUAUUACUCAGUCUAAAUUCCAACCAUCUUCGGUGUUACAGAAAAGUUCGAAUCGGAGCAAAGUUACACAAUGAAUGAAAUUUCUUUUUUGAACCUACUAAGGUUAUGAUCAAAAUGAUUGACAAGGAGAACAAUUUUCAAGAAGAGCAAAUUGCGUAUGGUCAAGUUCGUACAUACCGGUUAUCAAAUCAGAUUUAGACAAAGUUUAUGAGGGUUGUACAUUACAUGUACAUGCCACAGUUAGAAAAUGGGCCCGUUGUUAAAUCUGAUAGAACAGAUAUCCAGGAUUACCCUAAUCUGGCUGUCCCGAAACAGCAACAUGGUGUUGCUACGGUAGCAGCGGCUGCAGAGGAAGAUUCCCGCUAUAAAGCGGAGGUGAUAAGUCGUCAUUAAUGAAGCAUUAAUUCGUCAUAGUUUUUUUUUUAUAUAUUCUAAAAGACACUUUUGAAGUUGCGCCCGGUGAAUACCCCCACCCUCACUGCUGACCAAAAGAGGGAGCGUUGUGCGAAUUGCGCCACAGCUUCAUCAUAGGUACAAAGGUGCUGGCCGAAAAUGCAUGAAUGAAAUCGUGACAGGUGAUGGAACAUGGUCCAUGGGGUAAGGUAUCGAUAUAUAAAAAUGAUGUAGGACACAAAAUUGUUCGUAGACUUUGUACAACAAAACGCAUCAUGCAUUCACUAUUUUUCGUUGCCAGUUGUAUGCUCAAGUUUCUGUACAGGAAGGCAGGGCUGUCAAUAGAAUCUUUAGACGAGAUUAAAUUUGAGCACUUUCCUUCAGCCCGACCAUAUACCAAAGUGCGGGGAACAAAGCUCAUCUAUGAACGCGACUACCCAUUUCUUUCUUAUUUUUGGAUAAUUAAAACUUUACCACAUCAUACAUACAGCCCUGACACGGCUCCGUGUGAUGUUGGCUCAACUUAUGAAUCAAAAACCGAAGGAGAGGCCGACACUUCGAAUCUCGUCGCGCUUUCGACAACGCAGUUUCCAAUGGCUUAGCAUUAUAUCCAAAGAAACAUGCGCAAUGAAUUUUCCGAGUAGAUGUGGCGUCUUGAAAUGUGCAUCGGCAUCCAGGGAUUGGACUAAUCUUUUACACAGAUAUAUAUAUCGCUAACUACUACAGCUCUACGCUAUUUAAUACUUUUCACAUGCUCCUCGUGUAAAAUAGCUUUACAAGUUUUAAAUACAUGUACUCUUAAAAUGUUUUGUGAGAGAGGAUAUGAUAUGUACUUGCAUUCAAUAGUUUAUAUGUUCAUGAACUUGUUCAGAAAAGAGCAAUUGAAUUAUUGUGACUGCUUCUGAGGAAUUUCCUUAUAACAGAUUUUCUAUCCAUGCCAACAUGAUGUGUCGUGAUGUGUGAGGUCGUUUUACUACCUUAAACAUCAUUGAAAAUUUUCCUUUCUACGACCGGCUGAUUGAUAUUUUAACAAAUACAAAUCAUAAACUUUUUAAAAUAUUAAUCUUUUUUUUGUGUAGUGAUACUUUUUCUAUUGAAUGUACACAUCUGUAUUUAUAGUUUUAUUUAUUACAUAAAACAUUGCAACGGUUUAAAAAAUAUAGCAGAAUAGAAGUACUUUACCUUGAAUUCACAAUAAGCUAGCAAGAAAUGUAUAAAUGCAAAUCACAUGAAUAAUAAUAUAUUACUUCACUUUCAUUUUGUUUAUGACAUUGAACAUGUAAAUACCUUAUUCAUCCUCUGCAAAUAAAAUAUGUUAUUUCACUAUUUGUUAAAUCCCGCGAAAAAUGUGUGCUUUAUGUACAUGUAACUACACUAAGACUUGUAAACAGAGAAAAACAAACUAGUUUAUUCUCUGUCUAUAAUAUCUGAUAUGUCUGAUUCUGGAAAUAAAUAUUUUUAUUCAUCUUUUAACAAAUCUUUAUUCAAGAUUCUUUUUUUUCUAACUGAGGGAAGAUAAACUAGAAUUAUCACUGAAAAUGAAAUAAACCACAUGACCUAAUUAGUCCAAGUUAUUUAGAACAGUAUAGGCAGUAGGAUCAUAUAAACCAACAUGUUGUUGCCCAAAUAUUUAUCAAAUGAAUUUUUGACCUUGAGGGUCAAUUUCAUUUAAAACAC